UCAAUGUCAAUUCGUAUUUGUCAUAUUUGCAUCUUACCGCUAUUUCAGGUAUUUUGUACAUAAAAUAUAUCUGUUUUGUCUUAUUGUAUUAAACAUAUUAAGAUGGCAGAUUCUACAGUUACUGAUGUUAGUAAAAUGAAGGUAGUAGAAUUGCGUAAAGAAUUAAAAUCACGAGGACUGUCUCACGUGGGUGAUAAAGCUGAAUUAGUGGCACGGCUUCAAGCUGCAAUGUCUCAAGAUGACAUCAAUUUGGAUUGGGAGGAUUUGGACUCAGACGGAGUUCUCGAAGACGAGGAUGAUAAAAAUCAGACUGAUAUACUCGACGAGCCUGUUGUUGAAAAUGCUUCUAGUGAGGAACUAGUUUUGGCAGAGCAACCACCACCGCCGGAAGUUGUCAGCGAAUCAAAGCCACCGCAAAAAUCACUUAAAAGGAAAAUAGCAAUAUCAGAAGUCGAUAAAAAGAAACCAGAGACCAAAUCUGCAGAAAAUAAAGAUAGUGCAAAAAAAAUAGUUUUGAAUAGAGCAUCUUCUGUAACUGUAUCAACAAAACCUGCAGAAGAAAAAGUACAAGAAAAACAUGAGAAGAUAAUAUCUUCAGAAAGUAAUAAAAUAAAAAUAACUGCAGAUUUAGAUCCCAAGACUAGAUUGGAAAUGAGAGCUAAAAGAUUUGGACUUCCUAUCCAAAUGACUGAAGCAGAGAGGAAGGAAGCUAGAAAACAGAGAUUCAGCCAAAACACAACUCCAAAUCCUGAUAAAGAGACUUAUACAGGCUCCUUGAAUGAGAAUCUUUUAAAACUUAAAAAGAGAGCUGAGAGAUUUGGGCAGAAUGUGUCUAAAAUUAUGACAGAUAUUGAAAACAAGGAGAAACUUGAGAAACGCAAAGAAAAAUUUGGAACUGUCAAAUAAAAAUUUAUAAUAAUACAAUUUAAAUUUUAGAUUUUGUAUAUAACAUGUAAUUCCAAUCAGAAGGCUUGUGUGCACUUUAAUAUUUCAGAUCUAAGUUAUCUUAAUUUUAUAUUAUAAAAAUAUUUAGUUAAGAAAUAAAUGUGUAAUAAAAG
Galleria mellonella (greater wax moth) is the source of this 1058-nucleotide messenger RNA. Its product is annotated as SAP domain-containing ribonucleoprotein. The transcript has a single exon. Gene Ontology annotation, cellular component: nucleus. The record is from RefSeq and is a predicted model, not a curated record. Lineage: Eukaryota; Metazoa; Arthropoda; Insecta; Lepidoptera; Pyralidae. The coding region runs from base 103 to 906 and encodes 267 amino acids. Gene Ontology annotation, biological process: poly(A)+ mRNA export from nucleus.